GUGUCGUUUCUGUGUUGAAAAAAAAAAAAAAACAGCCUCAUCAGUGCGGUUCGCAGCGAUGUCAGUCCAGGCUGUGACAGCGAAAAUGGCCGAGGUCGAAUUAAAAGACGUGACCGGUAAAGACGCUCCCCCCGCCAUAUCUCCUCUGACACCCAAAGCAGAGGAGAAGAAGAGUGUAAAUAACUCUACUUUGCCAUCAGCAGCGGCCGCGACGGUUGAGCCAAGUCCGGUGACCACCGCUCCGAGCCCCGUGAAGAUGCCGCAGGCGUCCGCGAUGAAGCGGCCGGACCCUCAGCAGAACGGCGGCGAGGCGUUUGUCAACUGCGACGGCACCGUGGCCGAGGCACCGCGAAUGAAAAAGAUCCAGUUUGCAGACCAGAAGCAGGAGUUCAACAAACGUCCCACCAAGAUCAGCCGCAGGUCUUUGUCUCGCUCCAUCUCACAGUCUUCUACAGACAGUUACAGCUCAGCUGCUUCGUACACUGACAGCUCCGAUGACGAAACCUCUCCCCGUGACAAACAGCAGAAGAACUCCAAGGGCAAUGCAGACUUCUGUAUCAAGAACAUCAAACAGGCAGACUUCGGACGCAGGGAGAUUGAGAUUGCCGAGCAAGAGAUGCCGGCUCUCAUGGCUUUGAGAAAAAGAGCUCAGGGAGAGAAGCCAUUGGCUGGAGCCAAAAUUGUGGGUUGCACCCACAUCACUGCACAGACUGCUGUGUUGAUGGAGACCCUCUCUGCUCUGGGCGCUCAGUGCAGGUGGGCCGCCUGCAACAUCUACUCCACUCAAAACGAGGUAGCAGCCGCUCUGGCCGAAGGAGGUUUCUCAGUGUUUGCGUGGAAGGGCGAAUCGGAGGAUGAUUUCUGGUGGUGUAUCGAUCGCUGUGUUAACGUGGAAGGCUGGCAGCCCAACAUGAUCUUAGAUGAUGGAGGAGAUUUGACUCACUGGAUCUAUAAGAAAUAUCCCAACAUGUUCAAAAAGAUCAAGGGCAUCGUAGAGGAGAGCGUGACUGGAGUUCACAGGUUAUACCAGCUGUCAAAGGCUGGCAAGUUAUGUGUGCCCGCAAUGAAUGUGAACGAUUCGGUGACCAAGCAGAAAUUUGACAACCUGUACUGCUGCCGCGAGUCUAUCUUGGAUGGUCUAAAGAGGACCACAGAUGUGAUGUUUGGAGGGAAGCAGGUGGUGGUUUGUGGAUAUGGAGAGGUGGGAAAAGGCUGCAGUGCUGCUCUCAAAGCGAUGGGCUCCAUCGUCUACGUCACUGAGAUCGACCCCAUCUGUGCCCUACAGGCCUGCAUGGAUGGCUUCAGGCUGGUAAAACUCAACGAAGUCAUCAGACAAGUUGACAUUGUCAUCACCUGCACAGGCAAUAAAAACGUGGUAGUAAGAGAGUACAUGGACCGCAUGAAGAACGGCUGUAUCGUCUGCAACAUGGGCCACUCCAACACUGAGAUCGAUGUGGCCAGUCUGCGAACCCCCGAACUGACCUGGGAGCGGGUGAGGUCACAGGUGGAUCAUGUGAUCUGGCCAGAUGGAAAGAGAAUAGUGCUGCUGGCAGAGGGUCGCCUCCUAAACCUGAGCUGCUCCACUGUUCCUACCUUUGUGCUGUCCAUCACUGCCACUACCCAGGCUCUGGCUCUGAUAGAGCUCUACAAUGCACCUGAAGGCCGCUACAAACAGGACGUCUACCUGCUGCCUAAAAAAAUGGAUGAGUACGUGGCCAGCCUUCAUCUCCCUACUUUUGAUGCACAUUUGACUGAACUAUCUGAUGAACAGGCCAAAUACCUCGGCCUGAACAAGAAUGGACCCUUUAAGCCAAACUACUACAGGUACUAGACCCAUUCACAGAUGUGAAACGAAGACUAAAGAAAUUAUCAAGACUCCAUAAUUCAUAAAGACUAAGAGCUGUGUUUCACAGCCUGCAUUUGGAGGGGAGGGAGAAGCCCUGAUCUGAUUGGUUGGGGUUGAAGGGCGUGGCUAAUUAUUGUUAUGGCAGUGUUUAUUUAUUUUAUGCUAGAAUAACUUGGCUAAACUUUUAUGAGCUGCUACUGCCAGUGGUGCAACCCAGCGAUGUUUUCAUGGAAAUGUCACCAUUUCAUCUUUUCUUAACUUCAUGUGUUAGUUCUAUGUAAUCCAUUUAGAGAUCUUUUAUUGUUAAAUUUUAAGUUCUGCUAAAGACGAGGAUAAACAAUGUUCAGUCAUACCUGAUGAUUUAAUCAUGGACUACCAACGUUGUCCUCCUGUUCUCUAAUUUUGUAAAUUCUCUGAUUUUUUUUAUUUUCUCUAUAUAAUAUUGGGGGGUGGGACAGAAUUACGGUCGGGUGCAGGGGUUCAAAUUGUUCUUUUAGUUAAUAACACUUAAUUUUUUUUUUUUUUGUCUUGUAUAAAUUUUUGCAGCGAAUUUUAACAUUUUUGCGCUCUCGGUUCUAAAUAAAAGUGGUUAAACUUUUACUGGAUUGUGAACGAUUCAGGGGCGGGGCUUAUCCCAUCUAUUCACCCAGACUGGAAUCUAAUUGGCUAAUAGGAGUUAGCAUUUCAAAUUUCCUUUUCAAACGCAACACGCUCCUUCCACACUGUAUCCAAAAACACCAGUAUUGAUGUUUGAGAUUGAAAUGCUCAAACUGUUUGCAAUCUAUCCAAGUAAUUGCUAAAACUCGUCAGGCUGUGUAAUCACAGGGGUGUAUAUUAAAAUAUUUAUGAUUUUUUUUUUCUUUUUUUUACUUCUGCCAUCUUUUGUUCCUAUGAACUCAUCCUCUGUCAUUAUAAAAAAUAAGCAAUUUAAUGUUAUAAGAUCCUAUAACGUAAUAUGGAAUUAAACGAAACCCUUGUUUUAUAUACUGUGAAGUAGAUUCUAUAUCAAUGAGAUACCAAAUGUACAGUUAAUCCGGUACUGAGUUUCUUUCCAGGUCCUCUGCAGAUUUAGUCUAGAACGCAGUGGGAGAGAAAUAUGUGUGAACUGAAGCCAGGACCAACUGUGUACUCAUUUCAGAGGAUAGUUUUGCUGUUUGCAGGCCUGUAGAGCAAAAGCUGCCUUUGUGACUUGGAUAUUCAAAUAUAAUAAAAUUGGGACCUUUAUUUUACUACACUUCUGAAAAUCUUAGAUAUUUAUGAUGCCAUCUGUGUUUGUCAUAAAGGGAAUCAAAAUGACCUUUCCUGUUUCCUGUUUAAUGUGGCGUCACGUUCCUUUGCUCAGGAGUCAGGACUGUCUCACAUGGAUGUCUGUGUCGUGUAGGUGUCCCUUAGCCAGUGGACCUUUUCUUUGAUUGUCCAAGGAUUUUAGACUUUGCAAUUCUGUGAUACCUUACAGUUUUGAGAAGACAAAGUAUAAACUUGCAAUUUACUUUUUUUUUAUUCUUGCAAUUCCGAAUUUGCAUCUCACAAUUUUAUUUUUCUCGCAGUUGUGGCUUUAUAUCUUAAAGUUUGGAUUUUUCUUCUAGAGUUUUAUAUCCUGUUUAUGUUUUUCCAGAAUAACGAUGUAAUUGUGACUUUCUCACUAUUCAGACAUCAUAGAAAAGCGAGUUUAUUUCUUGCAAUUAUGAGUAGACAUCUCGCAAUUUAAAACUUUUUUUUCCUCAGAAUUGUAGAUUUAUCAAUUCUGCAUUUAUAUCUUGCAAUUCUGGGUUUAUAUCUCACAAUAUUUUUAUUUUAUUUUUUUUUUACGAGUAAUUGCAACUUUAUCUCUCAAUUCCGACUCUGAAUUGUGUGUGAAUAAUCUUGCAAUUACGAGUAAAAUUUCAAAUCAACUUUACAAAGCCCUAAAGGCAUAUAAAAGUGUUAAAUUUGCUCUCAAACAUUUCAAGGUGGGUUAAAUGUUUGUUCCUCUUAUGUUGUUAGUAUGUGCUGCUCUUGUAGCUUGUAUUAAGAGAGUCUACAUUAGUAUUAAAAAUGUAAAUGUAUUGAUAUCCCAUCUCCUCAAUAACCCUGAUGUCAGGUUUGCAUUCACUUUUUUAUCUGCUUAACACAAAAUCUCUGUACUAAACACAUCAGUUGCUGUACAUCUUGUCGAAAUGUGUUCAACCCAUUGUUUUCAUUUACUUUCAUUCUUAUUUGCGAGGGUACAUGCGUGUGCUUUAUAAUGUGUUUGAAGAGGCUUGCUUUCUCGGCUGCUGUGUGGCAGUGGAAUGUGGUUCCAGGCCUGGGAUUUUUCCGGAUGCUUUUAUAACCACAUGGAGCGCAUGGGAUCAACACCAGCACCUCUGAUGGAGAAUGAGCAUUGACUUUAAGAAGAUGAAACAACUGUAUAUUUAUUGUCAUAAAUCACUAAAAAUAUGAAAGUCUUUAAUGAUGAGUUGUCAACAAUGUUUAAAUAUUGCAAUUGAUGGUAGAGGAGCAAUAAUCUGUAAUCUUGAAGAACAAAAAUAAAAAUCACAAAUGUAAA
Messenger RNA from Carassius gibelio (silver crucian carp), 4373 nucleotides. RefSeq names its product putative adenosylhomocysteinase 3. Gene Ontology annotation, biological process: L-methionine cycle. Lineage: Eukaryota; Metazoa; Chordata; Actinopteri; Cypriniformes; Cyprinidae. The record is from RefSeq and is a predicted model, not a curated record. The transcript has 17 exons. Gene Ontology annotation, cellular component: cytosol. Bases 59 to 1831 code for a protein of 590 amino acids.